AUGCAUGUAAUGAAGCACCGUCUUGAGAUUGCAUACUUGGUGCAGUCAGCAACUUGCUACAUGCGACUGACUCGACUACUCCAUCACGACUUCCCAUCACAUGACACGCACAAUCUACUUCUACUUCCGAUCCUUGGAGCCUUCCCAGAGCGGAGCCUCCUGCCCACUGGUUCUUCAUCACCAGUAACCACGCCCACCAGAGACAGCCCGAUACACCUUCUGUCACUGUUGCCACGCUUGAAGAUUUGCACUCAGGUUAGUUGUCCAGCCUUCCCCGCUUUCACCAAAUCUUCUUCUUCUAUUGAGCAACACUCCGCCUGCCCUAUUGAUGAUCCCAACUCUGACAACUACCACAGUACCCUCGCAAUGACUCGACUACCUCUACUUAGCCUCGGCAUAUUGCUCGCACUUUCGUCCUUUACACGGUCCGAGGACAAGAUCCGCGUCUACUCGUUCCCAGCCAAGAAUUGCGACGCACCGCCUCAGCUUGUCAACCUCGAUGUCAGCCGCAAUGAGUGUUUGAACCUGGCUAGUGGGUCUCAGAGCUUCAGACCAUUCGAGCUCCCGGACAAUGCUGAGUGGAUCAAUGACAUCAACAAUGGCACUGCAGUUUGUAACCUUGUUGCACACUCUACUCGCGGCUGUAUGGAUAAGACUGCGCUUGGACGACUCUCUCUGCCUCGAGGACUCCAACAGUGCCUCACCUAUGAUGCAAAUGCUCCAGCACUUUCGAUCCACUUUGAUUGCGUCUCUGUACCCCAUUCAACUCCGAAGACCAAAACAAAAACUGCGCUCUUGGUCUCGUGGAGUGUCGACACAGACAAGAAAGCAACCCCCCAAGAGAAGACAUCGACGACGACGAAGACUAUCGCGAUAUCCCAGGAGCCUGUUAGUGAGACAUCAACCACAAUCAGUACUAUCAAAAUAUUCCAGAAGCCUGACAUUACGACAUCUACCAAAACGAAUACCAUCCUGAUCCAGCCGGUCGUAAGUACGAUAUCGACCAAAACGAGCACUAUCGUGGUCUCUCAGGAACCCUCUACCAAGAUAUCAACCAAAACCAGUAUUCUCGUAAUUCCGCAGGAGCCCACUACUACCAUCUCAACCAAGACUAGCGUCGUCCUGAUUCCCCAAGAUCCCGCUACUGAGACGUCAACGAGGACCAAUGCCCUCCUCAUUCCCCUGAAGCCCGUGAGUACGACAUCGACCAGAACAAAUACCGUCUUGGCUUCUCUGCAACUAGUAAGUACGACAUCGACCAGUACGAACACCGUCUUGAUCUCGCUGGAGCCCGCGAGCACGACAUCAACCAGAACAAAUACCUUCUUGAUCUCCCCGAAGCUCGCUAGUCGCAAUGCAGAAGCAACUCCCAGUCAAUUUGGGCCGAGCCCCGAGAACAACCACAAGGGUCGCUGGAUGUUUCAUCCCUGGAGCCGUUCACUCAUCUGCUACGACUGCUAUACGUACAAGACAGACGACUUCACCAAGUUUGAUUGCCGUAGCGGUCCCAAAAACCCCAUGAACUGUGGCCCAAAACAUGGGCGUAUAAACGACUUCACAUCAACCCUCACCAGAGAAGUCACUACUACUGUCGUUUCACCCACUUACACGUUUAUGAAAGUUGCUACACCUAUCGUGGAAGUCGCCGUGCCUACUGUUGAAGUCGCCGUGCCUAUCGUGGAAGUUGCCACAUCUACCAUGGAUACAGACCUUUCGGUCUUUUCGGUCUUUGUCCUUUCUGGCCCUUCUUCUUCCUCCUCUGCGGCAGCACAAGUGGCCGAAGAUGACACUGACUUCGGUGAAGGCGACAUUGGAAUGGCUGAUGGAGACAUCGAGAAGCGCUCCUGGCAUCUCCGCGUUCGAUUUAUGCACCCCUACUUGGCUGGUGUACCAGUCUGCGCCGACGCCGAGUGGGAGAAGCGAGGCAAGCCCGAGACCGAAAUCAGACUCCAGAAGAUCACAACCGAUAUGAAGAAGUGCGAUGGGGAUUCCAACACUCACGACAUCGACAUCCCACAAGAUGUCGUGUCCAUUGUGACGAAGACGGUGACCAAACCCAGUGUCUCGGUUGUCGAGAGCACCAUCACCCUGGCUUCCCUUGACGAUGUUGAUGUUUUUGUCAAUGAACAGGUGGAGGCGGGAAUUUCCGAUGCUGUCCCGUCUCACGUAGACUUGUAA
Molecule: messenger RNA, 2178 nt
Organism: Plenodomus lingam JN3
Lineage: Eukaryota; Fungi; Ascomycota; Dothideomycetes; Pleosporales; Leptosphaeriaceae
Source: RefSeq, a predicted model, not a curated record